AUGAAACACCUUCGAUGCCCCGCGUUUGUCACUUGGUACAAACGAGUCCCGCGGCGAUUGACGGAUUCUGAGGACGGUGAAGAGUUGCGCGGAUCCGUUGGAACUUUUUCAGCCAUCAUUCCCGAGGAGAUAAGAGACUAUGCCUUGAUUGCCGCACAAGAGGACUCGCGCCUCCCUCCGAUAGAAUUGGGCGAGGUGCCCACGCUGAAGGGCACCGUAACUGUGCUUCACUCCUUCGAAGUAAAUCGUCCACACUUGUUUUGUGUCCUGAUGUCGUGCGAGAGGAUAGUAGUGAAGUGUAUGACAAGUAGAAUCGAUGCUCUUUGCCCUUCUGAAAACGCCGUUGUACUUUCAGUUACACGCUUACGUCCACCCAGCUGCAGCGUGCGAGCGAGUUCGGUAGAGUUUUACAAGGCGGAAAACUCGAAACGAAAGUGCCAAUGCGGUGAGCAAGAGGGGGAACGAGAACAGAGAAUAGCAGAGCGGCAGCAGACCAAGAACAGUCGGUACUGGAAGACUGGCGUGCACGGCUUGGCGGCAAAGUUCCACGUUAAUGGACAAAUAUAUUCGGGUGCGUAUCUACCGCAAGUUAUGGUUGAGUUCGAAAUGAAGGCGAAUGACAUUGCUGAGUUGAUUCGCAAAGCGCAGUAUUUCGGCGAGAUUACAGAAGAGCUCCUUGACUCAGUGCAGCUAACAAAAUUUCAAGGCACGCACGGAUCGCUAUCGUUUUCCGAGCACAAGAAUGAACACGGAGUGAUGACAGGCGUCACGUGUUCAAAUGGACAUGUUAAUGGAAAACAAAGCAGGAAGUUUUCCGGUGGAACUGAACGCCACAGGUGACGCCGCAGAUCAUCAAGGGGAGGCUAGUGACAGCAGUUCGUCGUGAGGAUUAAAUAAAUGAGGGUCUGUACAGCAUCGUGUGGCCGCAAGUCUGGCACAUCGUGUCCCAUGCUGUUUGGUGCUAUUUUGAGGGAUCCGACCGCGUUAGCACAAAAAUUGUGUUCGCGUUUGGUUUUCACUGUGCUUGGUUGACGGCAUUACCUUUUUUCUGGAGGGAGAGACUUCCCUGGGGUUGACCAUCCUUCUUGGAGGGUGAUGCAUCCAAGCAAAAACGAAUAGCAGUGAGGUACACGGUAUCUUCCUCGUGAACGUCCGCUCUAGAACCACAGACACCCCUCAACAUCAGAGACGGGCGUGCGUUUUCGUCCGACAACUUUUGUUUGCGAAUUUUUGGGUUUUGCGCGUGUGAGGAUAGUAUACAAGAAAGGACGAAAUAGUGUUGCUGCUGGAGCGAAAGGUGUGCCUAAGCGAAGUUCGCGGGGGGAUGAAGCGACGUUCGUUCGCGUGGACAAUAGAUUUCCCAGGCGAACGGAGAAGGCCUUGUGUUUUAAGCCAGACGGGUGAAUGAUGAAUGAUGCUCCA
This is a messenger RNA of Toxoplasma gondii ME49, 1422 nucleotides long. RefSeq lists its product as hypothetical. Lineage: Eukaryota; Apicomplexa; Conoidasida; Eucoccidiorida; Sarcocystidae. Bases 1 to 840 code for a protein of 279 amino acids. The record is from RefSeq and is a predicted model, not a curated record. The transcript has 5 exons.